Messenger RNA from Bolinopsis microptera, 4588 nucleotides. Its product is annotated as forkhead-associated domain-containing protein 1-like. The transcript has 27 exons. The record is from RefSeq and is a predicted model, not a curated record. Lineage: Eukaryota; Metazoa; Ctenophora; Tentaculata; Lobata; Bolinopsidae. The coding region runs from base 408 to 3542 and encodes 1044 amino acids.
UAAGACAGCAUACAGAGAACAACCAGUUCUGCCUUUCAAUUCCAAAAACGACCAUUGGAACGAGAGAUUGUGAGCUUGUUAUACAGGGUCCAGAUGUUGCCCCCCAGCACUUGACAAUAGAAAAGCGGAAUGGUGCUGAAUACAUUCUUCACGACCUGGGCACAUCUGAGGGCACUCUAGUGAACCACUGCAGAGUCAGUGGAGCUUCGGUGAAGUUAAACUGUGGUGACAUCAUCAAACUUGGUCCCAAUAGCCCUGCAUUUACUUUCAUCUCUCCUGGACUAAGUCCACUAUCUAUCAUCACUUCUGAUCUUCGUCCGAACUCUGCCCCCAUUGCAAAGGGUGAACAAGUUGAGAUUUCCGCUCCGAGGACUCACUCUGGGUCCAUUCUUACUGGCCGCACUACGAUGAAGAGGAACCUAGUAAACGGAUCUUCUCAAAAUGGAUUACACGCCUCCGAUCACGAUACCACACAGAAACAACAAAUGUUGGAGUUCCUGCAGAACACCGUGGUGGCGCAAGAGAAGCGGCUGACGGAGAUGGCCGAUGAUAUCCAACAUUUUAAAUCUGUUGAACAAUUGGGAACCAAAAACGGUUAUGAAAGAGAAAGCUCUGCAAAGAAGAAUGCUUUAUUUAAACUAGAACAGCAGAAAUCAGAAACUCAAACAGCUAACCAUGUCAUGGCCAGUUUACAGAGUGAGUUGUUAGAAAAGAAAAGAAGAGAAGAAAGUUUGUUAAAAGAAAUGGAAGAGUUACAGCGAGAUAAAUUAGGUGGUUCGGGACAGGUCGUAACACUAAGAAGACAGUUAGCGGAAAAAGACGCGGAACUGAGACAAAUGAAAUCUGAGUACAACGCUUUCAAAGUCCGACCCGACGAGUUGAAGGAACAGAACAUAAUAUUCACUAAAGAAAACAAGGGCUUACGAAAGCAAAUCAGGGACAGUAAGAGGCAGGUUCAAGAGAACCAAGAUAAAGUGAUACACCUUGAGAAGGAUCUAGCAGAAGUGCAGGCAAAGUUAGCGCAUGAGAUGCGCAUGCACAUUACUUCGCGUGACAUGGUGUCCAAGUUCCAGACUGAGGUAGCCGAUAAGGCUAAGUUAGAGAGGAUACUGAAGAUUGAGGCCAAGGAGAGUGAGGUUAAGCUGAAGCACUUUGAGGCUAGUAUCAGAGAAGCCCUAUCUAAGCUACAAGACACAGAGGAAACUGGGUGCGAUAAUGUGCUGGUAAGGAAGGUUGAGGAACUAGUCAAGACACACCUGGAGACUAGUAUACACCUUAAGAAGAGGGAUGAGGAAUUCGCUGCUUGUAGAAAAGGCUACGAGAGUAUCCACGAGAACCUAGCGAAGAUAGAACUUGAAGCGCUGACCCUUCUUGAGGUUGUUCAGAGCACAGAGACUCACAUAUCUGACAAAGUUGAAAAGGAGGGAGAUAAGAUUGCUUCUUUGGAGAUAUCUGAGAACUUGCUUUGGCUUCAGGGUAUGGUUCUAACCCUAGCUCGAGCAGUGGAGAAAUACUCCUCUGAAGUCGAGAAGAAGACUGCCACUGCUGUCAGAGCUGCUAAAGACACCGGGCUACCAUCUCGUCUGAGUGUGGAAGAGAUAAUAGACAAUCUCAAGUCCACAACUAUACGACUGAGGGAGGAGAAAGCUGGACUUGAAGAGAAGCUUAGAAACACUGUGGAUAGUUACGAAGGGAAGUUAGCUGCUGAGCACAAGAAACACACGUCAACUCUCAGGGAUGAACUUGAGACACUAAAGCGGCUUCACGAAGAGCAAAUGAGGGGGCUGUAUGUGAGUGAGCAGCAGAAGCAGAGUGAAAUGAGAGGGGAAUACUCCUCUCAAACCACCUCCCUGACGAAGAAAAUAACCCAUCUCGAGACUCAGAUCCAAGUUCAUAAAGAAAAUGAAGCACUAAGUUCCACAAAGCAAGCCGCAUUGGAGGCUAAAAUAGAAGAACUUAUCAAAGCGGAGAAGACUUCACGGAUGAUGGAGGAGAGUUUGCGUGAGAAGAUGUCCAAGUUUGACUCUGAUACUUUUUCAAUGAGGCGAACAGGUGUGGAGCAGAAAGACAAACUUGAUGCUCUCGAACAUGAGACUGAAUCACUCCGAGAACAGAACAGGCAAUAUGCAGUGACAAUCGUUACAAUGGAAAAUAAGUUACAUUCUAUGAACUCACGCUGUAAUGACAUGGAGCUCAAUCUUAAUGAUUCACUCUCCAAACUGGAAGCCGUACCGCCGCCCCCGCCUGAGCCGUACGAGAUAUUGAAGUGCCGGGAGAUUGAGAUGCAGAGAGAGAUACAAAGACUCCAAACUCUCUCUAAUACCCUCAGGAGAGAGUUCGGUCUUGCCAAAGCAGAGGCGGACCAGAGAGCAGUUCAAAUCCAAGGACUAAGGUGCGACUUAGCUGGAGCAGCAGCUCGGCUGUCUGAUAUGAGCGGGGAACUCAGUGAGAAGCAGAAGAUAGAGAGGGAGAAUAUGCAGGAUAAGAUAGCCCAGCAAACCAAACAGAUAGAAAUACAGCGGGAAAGUAUUGAUAUGCUCCAGUUGGAGCUGCAGAAAGAGAAAAAGAAACUUUCUCUUGUUCCUGAAAAGUUGCCUAAGAAGGUACAACAGAAAGUGAAGAUUGAGUACAAAGAACGUGAAAUGACGGAGGAGGAGAAAGAUGGUGUGGAGAUGGGCAAGAGAUGUAUGGAUGAGAGGCAUGGGAUUAUCAUUGAUAAACAGAGAAUGGCACUCGCAGAGUUCAGGGCUCAGCUCAAAUCUAAGACGCCCACUUUCUCGGAGCCAACUGUUGAAGGAAAUCAGCAGAUAAUCAGACUAAAGAAGGAGCUUAAUGAGCUGAGAGCUGCUCUUAAAAACAAAGAUUUGGAGUAUGGAUCGAAGGAGAGUGAUCUGAAGACUAAGGCUCGUCAGUUGAAUUCAACCACGGAGAAGAAUGCAGAUAUCGUGAAACAAGUCAAGUCAGAGCUGAAUGAUUCUCAGAGGCUACUUGGACACAGUGAAGCUUGUUUCUCAUCCCUGGCAACGGAAGUGCGCUCAGCCCUGAACCAGCCCCAGCACCCAAUCUCUUAUCUGACAAUUGAGAGACUGGAGCACAGUCUGAAGGACAGGGCCCUGAUGACGGCAGAUAUUGGGGCUCAGAUAAUUGCUGUUACUACCAGACUCUCACAAAAAGAUGUCCUCCUCUCCUCCUACCAAGAGGACCUUUCUCAUCUUAGGAGGUCAGAAUUAGACGCAGAUGACGCUGGUGUAGAAGCGACAGUGCUGAAGAAGAAGGUUACCUCGCUGCAAGAAGAGAGUUCGCAGUUGAGGAAGAGCCUGACACAUCUCCAAGGAGAGCUCGAUCAGCAACAGAGACUCAACCAUGCGUUGGCUCAGAGAAAUGCAAACAGAGAGGUUAACUCGGAGCCAGCACUGCAACACCAGUGUCCAGAUCCCCGAACAGAGAGUCAAAUAGAGCUGCUCAAGAAGCAGCAUCACGAGGAGAUUAAGAGGAAGAAUUACGACAUUAAGAAGUUAAAAGAGGAACUGAUUACAAGCUGAAAAGCUUCACAAGAUAGAUAAACACGCUUUCAACUUGUUCUACUCCCCUCAAGUGUUGCUGAAGAGUGAAGAUGAUACUGCUACCACUCUCUUGAGGUUCUGAGACCUUAUGAUCGGACAACGAACUAGAACAGUCCAUAUUAUUUGAUCGUGAGAAUUUUACGAACAGUUAUAGAGACACUAUACUUGCUAUUUUAACCCGUACGAUGUAUCGCUAAGUAUAAAGUUAUGAUAUCUUUUGAGUGCUUAUAUUUUAAUAACCAUUUGUUAGCAAUAUUUUCAGUGUUUUAGAAAGUUGUACAGUGUAUCAUAGUACACACAGAAGGGUAGAAUUUUUACAGAUUAUUAAUAAUAAUUUGCUUUAUAAGUGUUUAUAGACUCAUUGUUAAAUAUUUGGAAAAUUAACGUACAGAAUCCACGGAUGACAGGUUAAAAUUCUCAGCCAAUUUAUUGAUCAUUAAACAUAAAAUUAUUGUUACAUGAUAGCAUGUAUUACUGUAUCAGUUGGUCACUAUAGAUCAUCACUGUGAUGUUUUGAUAGUUAAUCCUUGAUAUUUUUAAUAUCUUGAGAUAAACAUAAUGAUAACGUCAUCGAUAGUUUCGGAAGAGUACUUUUUGAAUGAAGUACGUUUAAGUACAAAGAUCUUUUAUCAUUGCUCUUUGUACUGAACAUGCAGGACCGAUGUACAGCGGUCAUCUCAAAGAACAAUGUGUUCUUUGUUAUUUAAUUGUGGUCAAUCCCACUUGAAAGUAUACUUGAUAAUGGUUAUUUUAUUAAAGUGGGGGAGUGCCAUUGACAGCGGCACUGAUAGUCGAUGAUCCUCUUUUAAAAAGAUGAAAGAAUCAUAAUAAAAACAGGAAAAAUAAUAAAGUAAGGAAAGAUGGGCAUUUUAUUUUUGAAACAUGGGAAGAGAAACGAGUCAAAGGAUAGAGUCCGUGGAUGCUACUUGUGAUUUCCAAACUAUUCUUUUAUUGUGUGAUAGUAGAUUUAUGUUUGCUUAGUGUUAUUGUAGAAGUUUUAUGUAUUUACGAGCUGAAUUCGCUUA